UGACUUCAUAAAUUUAGAAUCCUGACCAGAGCUGAGAGGGUAUAUAAUUCCGAGCUUCCCCUUGUUCCCUUUACUGCUCGUAUAUCCCCUGCACACCAUGGCGCGCGAUCCGGAGACUGCGAAUUAUGCGUUCAAUCACACCAUGAUCCGUGUCAAGGAUCCCAAGGUGUCUCUCAAAUUCUACCAAGAGGUGCUUGGCAUGGAUCUACUCUCAGAGGCGAAAUUCGAUAGCUUCACCCUCUACUUCCUCGCAUUUGAUCGAUCCGGAGGCAAGCUGACGGCUCAGGAGAAGGCAGAGACUCGGUUCAGCCGUGAAGGCGUGCUCGAGCUUACGCACAACCACGGCACUGAGUCUGACCCCAACUUCCAAGGCUACGCAUCCGGCAACAGUGACCCCGGAAAGGGCUUCGGGCACAUUGCCAUCACCGUCCCUGACGUCGAGAAGGCCUGCGAACGAUUUGAGAAGCUUGGUGUGACCUUCAAGAAGAAGCCGACUGACGGGAAGAUGAGGCACAUUGCCUUCAUUCUGGAUCCUGAUGGGUACUGGAUUGAGAUUGUUCCAGGUCGUAUUCCUGAUCUGGGGAACUGAAGGAGAAAUUGUGAAAGGGCAGUAUUGUAAUGUACAAGUAGUGAAGAAUCAUGAUCAACAAGGUCAGAUCUCGUGUUGUAAAGAAUUGAAUUGGAAUGUAGGGCUUCACCAAUAUCAAGGUUGCUUUAUAAAUCACGAUUAAAGACGAAAUGAUUAUACCACCCCCAAAGUAUCCA
Gloeophyllum trabeum ATCC 11539 is the source of this 765-nucleotide messenger RNA. Its product is annotated as glyoxalase I. The transcript is spliced from 6 exons. Lineage: Eukaryota; Fungi; Basidiomycota; Agaricomycetes; Gloeophyllales; Gloeophyllaceae. The record is from RefSeq and is a predicted model, not a curated record. Gene Ontology annotation, molecular function: metal ion binding; lactoylglutathione lyase activity. The coding region runs from base 98 to 589 and encodes 163 amino acids.